AGAGGCAUUGGUUGGGGCUGUUGUCGGUACAAUCAGUGGCCGUUUGAUUUAGUUAGAUUCUGAGGGCCAAACAGUUUAGACAGUUGCGCUAAAAUGGCAGAUCAGGAUACAAAAUUACCAACCUGGUUGAGGGCAGAAAUAUUUGAGGACUUACUGAAGCAGCAGGUGAAGGGUUAUACGAGCACCAAAGCAUUACGGGCCAGUGCAGGCGUCCCUCCCGGCGAUAACUAUGCCACAAUAAUGUUGCGUGUCGAACUGGAUGUGGAAACUGAAGAUAAAUCAAAUCUUAUCAAAGCUUAUAUGCUGAAAAUCCCACAUCAAUCGGAACGGUAUCGGGAAAUGAUGAAGAAGACAAACAUUUUUGAUAUAGAGCAAGGGAUGUAUACGCAUGUAGUGCCCGAGUUGGAGCAAUUAUAUAAAGAUGUGGGACUAUCUGUGAAGUUUGGGGCCAGCACCUAUGAAAUUCCCGCGGGAGAGGACUACGUUUUAUUGGAGGACUUGCGGCCCAAGGGUUUUAAGAACGCCAAUAGGCUUGAUGGUCUGGAUACUGUGCAUACGAAAUGUGUGCUACGAAAGUUGGCCCAAUGGCAUGCAGCCGCGGCAGUACGUGUGGAUGCAAAAGGACCCUAUGAAGAGAAGUACAGGAAAGGAUUCUUCAAUGACGACAAUCGUGAAGUAUUGGUCGAUAUGAAUGGCAAUAAUAUGAAGUCGUUUUUGAAACACAUUAAGGAAUAUAAGGGACUCGAGAGCUAUGUUGAAGAUUUCCAACAAAUAUCCCAGAAAAUGGUGGAUGUAAUAAGUAAAAUGAGCGAGCCGGAUCCGAAUGAGUUCAAUACCUUGAACCAUGGCGAUUGUUGGUCCAAUAACAUCAUGUUUCAAUACAAUGAGAGCGGUGACAUACAGGAGACUUACUUCGUGGACUUGCAAAUACCAAAAUAUGGCACCGUUGCCCAGGAUCUUUUCUACUUUUUGCUUACAUCAACGAAUUUGGAUAUUAAGCUAUCGAAAUUCGAGUAUUUCAUUCAGUUCUAUCACGCUGCGUUGAUAGAGCAUCUGAAAUUGUUGAACUACAAGCGGAACCUACCAACGCUCAAAGGCAUACAUCAAGCGCUCGUUAAAUACGGCAGUUGGGGAUUCUUUUCAGUGGUCAACAUUAUGGGCGUGGUGCUGCUCGAUCCUAAUGAGAACGCUUCGUUCGAUAGUUUCUUUGAAGAAGGUGAGGAAAACAGCUUCAAGAAAUCUGUAUUUACUAAUCAAAGAUAUCGCCGGCACAUGGAGGCCAUAGUGCCUUGGCUCCAGAAUAGAGGUGCAUUGGAGUAGUCCAUGUUGAGUUUAUGGAAUAGCUGUAUGAAUUUGUUAAAUAAAAUAUAAUAUAUAUGGUGGUAAAACAAA
Molecule: messenger RNA, 1392 nt
Organism: Scaptodrosophila lebanonensis
Lineage: Eukaryota; Metazoa; Arthropoda; Insecta; Diptera; Drosophilidae
Exons: 4
Coding region: 94-1320 (408 amino acids)
Source: RefSeq, a predicted model, not a curated record